UUGGACUGACAUUGGAGUUGUCAUGGAACCUUGAUGACAUAUGACAUAGCCUUGGUCUUGAUCAAGAUCCUUACAGAAUCUUGAAAUCUUGCAGACAGUCUUGAUUGGUCUUGAUGACGUAGUGUGGUAUUUUCAAAUUGGGGGGGAUGUGUAGUGCUUUUAUUGGGAUGCGUCCCAUCUUUUCAUAUGUUUGUGUUUGUUUUGUGAACUCAAACUUCUUCAGUUAUUUAAAGGAUGCAGAAGGAGGAUUCACUAUUACAUGAUCUCUGACGUGGUGUAAUAUGUUUUUUAUUCUAUGAUCAAGAAUGAGCACAAAAUCGAAUUUUGUAAUGGGCAUCUUGAUCUUCCUGGGUGGUGCUCUUGAUCUUCCUGGGUGGUGCUUCAAGGUAAACCACCGCAGUGCGCUUUGGCGCGUUGGGUUUCCAUGGAAACAUAACAAACCCGAAUGCCUUGCAAUGCUGAAGUGUUGAGCCUAAAUUGUCUUGAAUGCCUCACCAGCGUGCUGCAGUGCGCGCACUGUUGGGAUGGUGAAACAGGGUCCUGCUUAACUCACCUGGUUGGGUUCCUUUUGCCAGAAAGGUAAAGGAAAGAAAGGUUGGGAAGGAGAAUGAAGGAACCCUAAAUGUUAAUUGUGUGAGCCCUAUAUCUCCAGCCCAUCUUGCAGCAGUCUGUGUACCUAGUUGCAGCUGGAGCUGUAUGUCUUCCUUGUAGUUUGUUGCUUGAGAACCUUGUAUUGACAUUCUAUUUUUGUUUGUUGACAGCAUUAUGUCGAAGUUUGCCGUCAAUCUGCUGGGGAGUUGAGUCGUUGACCCAAUGGAACUCCUAGAAGAGCAUCCACGGUACAGAGAGCUGCUGUUGGCUUUGGAUACCAAUAAUGCUUGGCGAGCUCUGGGCGAGAUUGCUGAUGAAUACAGCAGUCUGCUGUCGCCGACAGACCUUGCCGUCGCAGCACACCAGCCCUCCCCAUCUCGCUUCCUCCUGGAACGGAUCACCCUGUUGAAUGGACCCCUGACAGUUCACGAGGCUUUCAUGCUUCUGGAGUCCUUGGAUGGGGCAGCGUCUGCAGCCGCCGACCUGCUGCGGCCGCCCCAGCCGCUGCGUGUCCGGCCCCUCUCCGAGACCAACUCGGCCUGCGUGUGGGCGCCGAUCGGCGGCCGGCUGGAGCUGCUCUGCGAGGCUGAGGCGUGGCCGCCGCCCAGCUUCCAGUGGCGGCGCGACGGCCGGCCGGUGCCGCCCGAGGCCGGCGGCGAGCGGGCGCGGCUCUGCGUGCAGCCGUUCUCGGCCGCCGACGCCGGCCAGUACUGCUGCCAGGUGCGGGACGCGGCCGGCGGCGCCGUGUCGGCCGGCGCCGUGACGGUGGAGCCGCGCCAGGCGCCGCCGCGCCCGCUGGAGCGCCGGGUGACGGACGUGACGGGCGGCGUGCUGGGUGCGGACGGCUCGGUCUCGGCCAGCGGCGAGCGGCCGCUGCAGCUGCAGGUGCGCUGGACCGGCUGGCCCGAGCCGCGGCUGCGCUGGUUGCGCGACCACCAGCCGGUGGACGGCGCCGACGGCGACACGCUGACCCUACUGCCGGGGCCGGGAGCCCUCGGCGGCACCUAUGUCUGCGUGGCCCAAAACGCCGUCGGGGAGGUCCACUCGGAGCCGUUCCGUGUGGAGUUCGACUCGCGCCCGGUGGUGAUCGAACACCCGCAGACGGCACAGCGCUGCCACCCCAUCGGCCGGCCGCUCAGACUGCGCUGCAAGGCCUUCUGCCGCAGACAGGUCAAGGUGGUGUGGCGCCACUCUGUGCUGGACGCCGACUCUGGCCGGGACGAGGUGGUUCCCUGCAGUCAGGUGAUGACGGAGCCGCAGCCGGCCGCCGGUCUGGUUACCUCAGAGGUGCGGCUGACCCCCUCUGAGCGCGACGUGCGCCGCCACUGCGGCGUCACCUGCGAGCUCCUCGCCGAGGGAGACUUCGAGAACAGUUUCACCCAGAGUCUGCCGGCCCGGUUCAGAGUCGUGUACCCGGCGCACUCCAAAAUGGCGCUCAUCAUUGGAAACUCCAACUACCAUCACCUGGAGAAACUCCAGGAGGUGGGGCAGGACGUGGCCGACUUUGAGGCGGCCAUGCGCCGGCUCGGGUUCGGCACUCUGGUCGCCAUGGACCUGACCACCGAGCGCUCGCGGCGCGCGGUGGAGUACUUUGCCCGCGUGGCGGCGCCGGACGCCUACCUGGCCGUGCUGGUGGCUGGACAUGGGUUCACCUACCAGCGGCGGGACUACCUGGCGCCCGUGGACCACCCGGCGCUGGACAGCGGCACCGGCGUGCACCCCAGCAGAUGUCUCUCGAUGCUGGACGACAUCGAGGACCGCCUGCAGCGCACCUCGCCCAAACAGCUGCUUAUCUGCGGCGACAUGUGCCGCACCAUGAACGACGCCUGCGCCACGGCCGAGGCGGCGGCGGCGGCGGCGGGCGCUCCGGGCGCGCCGGCCGGCCAGCCGCCCCGCUCGGCCGCCAACGUGGUCCGCCUGUUCUCCACACAGAUGGGCCACGAGGCGAUGGACGACAGCAAGUUCAUGCGCUGUCUGCUGGCCAACAUUGAGCGCGACAUCCCCGUUCAGGAGAUGGGCGUACAGACACUGCGCGCGCUGGGCUCCAUCACUGACGGCGGGCCGGCCGCCGACCAGAUUCAGCAACACCCCAUCAUGGAGCUGUCGAUGGCGGAGCACCGCAGUCUGCAGGACCCGGCCGACCACCGCACGGCGCUGGACGAACACUGCGAGCUCAACACCACGCUGGAGAAGCUGAACCUGCGGCUGGGCAUCCGGUGCUCCAACUACGUGUGGGACAGCGAGCCGGAGCUGCUGCUCACCCUGCGCCUCGACCCGUGCACGCCCUACUACGUCUGGAAGGUGCUGCCACACCCGGACGGCCACCGCGGCCUGUCGUUUGCGUUGGAGAACAACUGCCGGUCGGGCGCCAGCUCGUGGCGUGUGACGGGUCUGCCGGCGUCCGGCGGCCGCGUCCGGCUGCAAACCAUCAUCGGCAUCGGCUCAGCAGAGCGGCGCGACCAGCCGGCCGGCUUUUUCCACCACCCGCCGCUGGUGCUGCAGCUGCACCCGUACCUGGGACUGGUGGCCGAGCCGGGCCCCGGCCUGGCGCCCGACACCAAGGUCUCCAACGCCGACCGGUAGUUCCCCCGACACACACACACACACACACACACGAGCGGUGGUCGCUGCCGCUGUGAGGUGCCUCCGAGCCCGGCCCAGAGAACUGCCGGUCGCUCGGAGACUGACCCACUGUGUAGUCUGCACACUCGACAGCCGUCGUUCGUUACAAGUACGGUACGGUGCGCGGAACUCAUCUGUCAGCGUGCCGUACGCGCGGUGUUCGCCCUCGCAGCGCGGUGCUUGGGCUGUCCGUUUUACAAACUGUGAUGUUGAUUGUGGUAGGUAACUGAUAAUGGUGGUUUACGUAGACGGCGCCAGGGUAAAGCGUCCCGCGUACCGCGUACUACGGGUGUCUCCUGGCUGCCGACUGGAGGUCUAGAGGUAGUGGAUUUGCUAAGAUUGUGAACAGGCGUGGCUUGUAGGAUUGGGAAUGAGCUGAUGUUGAGCUCAGCAAUUGACGCGUGCUGCUUUAUUUAGCUUUGCUUUAUGGUGAUAUCGCUUUAUGGCUUGUUACGAUAGACAAGAUGAAAGUUUGCGCUGUGUGGCCCACCCACUGCGGUCGCCUGUGGUCGGCAGGGGGGGGGGGUAUACAGUCGCUGUGGUCGGCAGGGGGGG
Amphibalanus amphitrite is the source of this 3768-nucleotide messenger RNA. RefSeq lists its product as uncharacterized. NCBI's taxonomy places the organism in Eukaryota, Metazoa, Arthropoda, Thecostraca, Balanomorpha, Balanidae. The record is from RefSeq and is a predicted model, not a curated record. Gene Ontology annotation, biological process: proteolysis. The transcript is spliced from 10 exons. The coding region runs from base 814 to 3174 and encodes 786 amino acids. Gene Ontology annotation, molecular function: cysteine-type endopeptidase activity.